GAAGUGCCUGGUCAAAACAAGUUCAAAUAACUUUGUUCCCUGACCUCCGCUUUUCCUUAGCUCUUCUGCUUCCUUGUGUUCACUUUUGCUGUAUUCACUCCUGUGCCUCCUCUCCCCAGGUGUGGUAAAGGAGAUGGGCAGUGGGUGAAGCUUGCUGCUGUAUUUCCAAGGGUGUGCCAGGAGUUUCCAGUUCCUUGUCCCUUCCAAACUCUGCAUUUCCUCACCACAGGAAGCUGCUUUGCUAAGGACCAGCUUACACUGACCUAUCAUGGCAUCCAACAAAUUUGUUAUUAAGUGUGGGAACUUUGCUGUCUUGGUGGAUGUUCAUAUUUUGCCUCAAGGUUCCAGUAAAGACACCAGCUGGUUUUCAGAUCAUGAGAAAGAGGAGGUCUGCAAGCUGCUAGAAGUAGUUGUUGCUUCAAGGGUCAAACACUACCUGGAGGCACCUAAACAACGUGGUCAGUGGAAACCCAUGGAACAUGGAUCAGCUGGGCCUUUGUUUCUUACCGCCAACAGUUUGCACAUUACUGCCUACUUUAUGAAGAGAUGGGUUAAUCUCCGUUGUGCUCUAGGGAAACAUUAUCGUGAGCUCCGUGUGUUUCCAGAGAAAUUUAUCGUUUGUGUCAGUAAACUUGACUUUGAUCCAAGUGCUUGGACAUGUGACAAUGAUGGAUUGAAAGAAGAACUUUCCAACGGGAAGUCUGAAUAUUUUACUGAAUCUGCUGAGAACGAGAAGCUUAAGAUUCGUCUGAGUGAACAAAUAAAGCAAGACAUCCUGAGGAAAAUUGUGAGAAGGACAAAACCAAGGAGAAAUAGUGCAAGCAAACCUCAAAUCAGCAAGGACUCCAAGCAAGUGUCUCUUGGCUCGGCGGACUCGCAGACAGAGAACAGAAAGAACGACUGUCAGACUUCUCUCAGUGCUCGGCCUGAUGUGAGACGUAGGAGUCCAGGCCUGCUGAAGGACUGCACAAACACAGCUGAGAGCAGCUUGGAGCUUCCUGUAUUGGAGCAGAGAAAUGAUGUUAAUCAGAGACAGCCAGAUGAUGUUCGCAGCCAGCAAAAACCUCACUCUCUGCAGUGGUUGGAGGCAAGUCCUCGGAGUGAGAGCCCUCCUUGCAGCUCUGAGUCAGCGCUGCCGGCUCCCAAACAAAGGCAGAGAGUGACCAGAACACAGGCUCAGCUAAGGACCUCUGCUUCGGAGGAAAAGCUGAAGCAUUUCACAAAAGUGUCCUCUGAAGGGGCUUCUUUGACUUCUGUCAAUACAGAAAUGAGGAAGUGUGAUGAUAGUUGUUUGGAGGAGAAGACACCCCUUAAUUCCAGGCUGUUUUCAAAGCAAGACAUGACAAAGACUGUGGUUGACAAGAACUGGUCUCUUUCUGUGAGCAACAGUGGAGUGCACACAAGCCAAAAUGUGCCAAGCACAGCCACUGAAGAGCUGCCUGCAGUGCCAACAUCAUGUCCAGAACUGCACCCCAUGCCUUCAGAGAAGCUUUCCCAAAAAAGAAAAAAAGAAGUGGAAAAUGGUCUCGGGAAGUUAAAGCUGCGAAGGCUUAAGAAAUCAAAAUCUGAAAUACUGCCUUGAUAGCAUGGGUGGUCAGCCAAGGUUGUGAGUAAGCAAGGAGUAGGAAGCAAUUCAAAAUUAUGGAAAUGAAUAAAAAUACAAAAUCAAAAUUGGAGAACACAUUUCAAGAAUGUUUAGUUAGGUAAGGAUCUCAGUCAUUUGGGGCUGUAAUAAAGGUAAUCCUUUUAAGUCUUUAGGAAUUAGUCAUUAUUAUUGCACAAGUCAGCAUUGUAUUUAUGGAAAGAAAAAUCUCUUUUAAUAUCUACUAAGCAAUAUUUUAGAUUUAUAUAUAUUCAGUGCUAUUAGAAAGUCAUAUCAGCUGGUGACAGCAAAAGUUGAAACCCCUUGUGUGAACUGUUAGCAGCUGAAGUUAUUUGGUAUCUUGCUUGUUUCUGAGCAUGUAGUUUAUUUUAGUAAAAUUUAACCCUUUCUCUAUAUUAGAAAGUUCAUGGUUUACUCACAUGAUCUAUACAACAAUAAAGCAAAUUAAGUUUAUUUCAAAUAAAUCUUUAACCAGGAUUAAUAGCUAGUGAUUUGAGGCCCACUUUUUCAGAGAAGUUUCUAAAUAACUAUAGUUUCUGGUCAUGUAGUUUUUGAUAUGAAUAUGUAAUUCUAGCCCAUGUUGUGGAUACAAGUCGUCAUGCAUUCAGUCUUGGGGACAAAUGAAGGUUGUUUUUACAUAUGUAGAUUUAUAUAUUUACACCUGGAUGUGCAAACAUCUGUCUUGGGUGAAGUUCAUAUAUAAACACGUAUACACAUCUUCAUGGAUAUGUGUUUCAAUCGAAAUCAGGCCUUGCUUGUGUGCAAGGGCAACGUGCUGGUUUUCAUGUGGUACUAAUACCAGAGUUAAACCUUAUUUUAAGAUAAAUUUUAA
This is a messenger RNA of Ficedula albicollis (Collared flycatcher), 2435 nucleotides long. It is a transcript of the gene SLX4IP, whose product is annotated as SLX4 interacting protein. The record is from RefSeq and is a predicted model, not a curated record. NCBI's taxonomy places the organism in Eukaryota, Metazoa, Chordata, Aves, Passeriformes, Muscicapidae. Bases 269 to 1582 code for a protein of 437 amino acids. The transcript has 9 exons.